Corylus avellana is the source of this 1764-nucleotide messenger RNA. RefSeq lists its product as uncharacterized. The record is from RefSeq and is a predicted model, not a curated record. Lineage: Eukaryota; Viridiplantae; Streptophyta; Magnoliopsida; Fagales; Betulaceae.
UGUCAUUGAAAAACCAGAAUUGAAAAUUUUCUUUUGAGUUUCCUUCAUUUUAGGCUAUUUUUCACAAUGCCAUUAGUCAUUUCUUCCAAGUCUGGUGUAAUGCAGCAAAGAUUAACAUUUUUAUGCAAUAAAUUUGCAGUAAGUUUAUGCAAAUCACUAGCCAUUUCAGGAGUAGUCUUGUACUUAUUCUACAUUAUCCUCUCCAACCAUCCCUGCUGCCGGUCCUCUAUGCUCAUGGCAAACUUGAGAUACACAUCAUGGCCUUCAUCUUCAUCUUCCAUUGUAGAUUCUCCAACCAACAUUACCCACCUUGUGUUUGGAAUAGCAAGUUCUGCAAAAACAUGGGAAAGUAAAAAACCCUACAUGGAAGCCUGGUGGCUGCCAAACAAAACCAGGGGAUUUGUCUAUUUGGAUAGAGCUCCCAAAGAGACACCCCAUUGGCCUUCAUCUUCUCCUCCUUUUCGUGUCUCACAAGAUACCUCUAGAUACAAAGAAUACAACAAACACGCAAAUCCACAUGCAAUUCGAAUGGCACGAAUAAUUUUCGAAUUAUUUAGAGAGGAAAACAAAGGGGUUAGAUGGUAUAUCUUGGCGGAUGAUGACACAAUCUUUUUUUUGGAUAAUCUUGUUGAGGUUUUGGGAAGUUAUGAUCAUAAUAAAUACUUCUAUAUAGGGUCAAAUUCAGAGUGUGUGGCAUCGAAUUUUGAUCAUUCUUUUGGAAUGGCGUUUGGUGGGGCAGGGUAUGCUUUGAGUUAUCCUUUGGUAGAAGUGUUGGUGAAGAAUUUAGAUGUCUGCAUAAAGACAUAUCCAACAUUGUAUGGGAGUGAUCAUAUUUUGCAGUCCUGUAUUACUGAUUUGGGAGUCUCUUUGACCCAGGAAAUGGGUUUUCAUCAGAUUGAUCUACACAGUGACAUUUCCGGAUUUCUAUCAGCUCUUCCACAGACUCCAUUCGUUUCCCUUCAUCACUUGGACGUAGUGGACCCAAUUUUCCCUUCAAUCACCAACCGCCACGAGUCACUGAAACACCUAAUGGAAGCAGCAAAAGCUGACCAGUCACGACUACUGCAGCAGACCAUUUGCUUUCACAAGCAAAGCAACUGGUCUCUUUCCAUAUCAUGGGGCUACUCUGCUCAUAUCUAUGAAAACCUUUAUCCACCAAGCAUUUUGCAUAGACCCCUCCAAACAUUUACGCCAUGGAAGAAGACAGCUAAACCACCCUACAUGUUUAACACUCGAGUUCCCUCAAAUGAUCCCUGUGAGGCUCCUCAUGUUUUCUACUUUGACGCCAUAGAAAAGACCAAGGGAAACCAAAUUCUUACAAGUUAUGUCAGAAGAUCACCUCGUAGGUUAGCAGCUUGUUCAUCAAGUGGGAAUCACUCUGCUGAUUUCAUAUCCAAAAUUCAGGUCCUCUCAACCUCGAGGAGACAUGGUGAGGCUGGUAAUAGAAGAGAGUGCUGCGAUGUUCUGCGUGUAGCUGACAAUCUGAACUUCACGGAGGUCAAGAUUAGGGCUUGCAUGAAGGAUGAAAUAGUGGCCUAUAUGUAAUACGAGAUAUUCAAAUUGUUGUAUGUUUAUUUCUUUUUGGGUGGAUUGUCAUAGUCAUUUUAUUACUGGGUCCAUAAUGAGCUAAAUCAUUCUGUAAGGGGUGAGGGAUGCACUCUUACCCUAAAUAUAAAUGGAACGAGUCCAUUUGACUUCAUUCAAGGUUAUAAGAGAAAUUAGGACUAAGAGACAAGUCUCCUCUCCACACACUCAUAAAUAGGA